Molecule: messenger RNA, 651 nt
Organism: Wallemia ichthyophaga EXF-994
Lineage: Eukaryota; Fungi; Basidiomycota; Wallemiomycetes; Wallemiales; Wallemiaceae
Product: putative thiol methyltransferase 2
Exons: 1
Coding region: 1-651 (216 amino acids)
Molecular function (GO): S-adenosylmethionine-dependent methyltransferase activity
Source: RefSeq, a predicted model, not a curated record
AUGGACAAAGAUGGAAUGAGACAUUUGCUUAAAGAGCACAACGAACAAGGCUGGGAAGCUAUUUGGAGGCUGAGUGACAAACCGCCAUGGGACAAUGGAGAUGUGCAGCCACUGCUCAAGCAUUAUUUGGAGAAAGGUGCACUACACCUCCCAGAGCCUAAUAGGAACGUGAAAGUGCUGGUUCCAGGCUGCGGAAAGGGAUAUGAUGCUAUAUACUUUGCAAAAAUGGGUUAUUCUACUACAGGUAUGGAUAUAUCACCAGAGGGUGUGAGAUUAGCGACGGAAUUAGCCGAGGGAGUGGAAGGUGUGCAGUUCAAGUGCGCAGACUUCUUCGUUGAGGAGGAAGAAUACGACGUCGUUUACGAUUACACUUUCUUCUGUGCACUGCCAUUAGAGAGGAGAGGUGAAUAUGCAGACAAGAUGAAGCGCACAGUCAAGCAAGGUGGAGUGCUAAUAACAUUGGUAUUCCCUAUAAAGGAAGAGUUGGUGGAUGGUGUUGAGCAAGGACCCCCAUUCGGAUAUACACCUGAAUUAUAUAAGGAUAUCUUAGGUGAUGGGUUUGAGUGUGUACUGGAUGAGUACCCGCCAAUCACAACAGAAAACAGAGAUAAAAAGCGUAUGAAUGUGUUUUUGAGGAAAGAGAUCAAAUAA